Vicugna pacos (alpaca) is the source of this 496-nucleotide messenger RNA. Its product is annotated as keratin-associated protein 20-2-like. NCBI's taxonomy places the organism in Eukaryota, Metazoa, Chordata, Mammalia, Artiodactyla, Camelidae. The record is from RefSeq and is a predicted model, not a curated record.
GAGUCUCACAUCGUCUAAUGAAACAAAGAUUCAGGAAGUAUGCUAGUGUAAAUUAGUAGAAAAUAUGUGAUCAACAAGUCCUGUGAUGUGUCCCACCCACCACUGAGAAGCAUAUAAAAGGGCAUGAGCAGAUGGUGAUGUUCAAACUGAGGAAACGGAUUCCCUGCAACUCAAUCAAAUCCUCUACUCCUGAAACCAUGUGCUACUACGGCAACUACUAUGGAGGUCUGGGUUAUGGUUACGGUGGCCUGGGCUAUGGUUAUGGCUGUGGCUAUGGUGGCCUAGGCUGUGGCUACGGAGGGUAUGGAUAUGGCUGCUGCCGCCCAUCUUGCUACAGAAGAUACUGGUCCUAUGGGUUCUACUGAGAAAUAUUCAGGGAAACUCAACUGAUCAGUCCACCUGGACUUCCACAAUCUGUCUCCAUGAUUCUUCUUAUUAAUAAUUCUAUUGUCUAUUCUAAAUGUCAACAUCAUCCUCAAGAAUCUGAAAAAAAAAA